AUGGAGGACGAUCAAGAGCUACCAUCGAAUCAUGAGAACUCAGAGUCAUCGCCCAGGUCUGUAGCGCGACGUCGUCGGCCACCAUUGUCAUGUACAGUUUGCAGACGGCGCAAACUCAAAUGCGAUCGGGCAUUUCCAUGCAGUCAAUGCAUCAAGUCCAAGACCCCUGAAUUGUGUGUCUAUGUAAGGUCUCAGACUGGCCAUGUGUCGGGCAUUCCACGCGUCGAGGACCAAGACAAACUCCUGGACCGCACAGCGACGCGACGUAGUCCAGCUUACAGCGGUGUCUAUGUCUUUGACUCGAAGAAUCAGCCAUCUCCAAACAGAGUCACUAAGUCCAAGAACCGCUCUGAUGAGCUGCAGGAGUUGCGUAAUCGCGUACAGGUUCUGGAACAUGCCCUGGCCAGGACUGGCCCGAUCCAGACGCCAGAGACUCUUGGUACUGUGUCUUCGGCUGUGUCAGAUGCAGGACUUCGACCGGCGGGAGACGAAAACUAUCUCAGUGACCAAGUCAGGUCCUUACCAUGGCCUUGCUUCCGGGGCAAAAAGACGAAAACGACGUAUUGUGGUCGUUCUCAUUCUGUGGUAGCCAUCUCGUUUUUCAGGGAUGUCGGUGACUUUUUGAAACAGCGAAAGUCGAAGCGCAAGGAAGAUUCUGGGUACGGUAGUUUGAAGCAAUUUCGCCGUGAAAUGUUUUCGAAGGAGAAGCAAGACCAGCAACGUGCACGAAGCGAACGGGCGAAUUCGUUUGAGGCAUUUCUCCCGCCUCGACACAUUGCUGAUGAGCUGCUCGAACUUUAUUUGAGCAAUUUUGAAACCACGCAUCGGGUUCUUCAUAUUCCAUCCUUCCUCAAGCAGUAUGAAGAGUACUGGGCUGGAGGAGGAGACCCGGAUAUGGUCUUCCUGGCUAAGCUCUUAGCAUUGAUGGCUGCCAGUAGUUGUUUUUACAACUCUUCCACGAAGAUCAAUGGCAAGGAUCCUCUUUCCCAAGUUGUGGUGAAUUGGAUUGAGGCUGUUCAGACAUGGAUCGUCACACCCUCUGCUACAUGUAGCCUUGAUUUUGACAAGUUGCAAGUACAUUGUCUGCUGAUGAUUGCGCGUCAAGCAAACGCCAUCGAAGGAGAUACAAUCUGGAUAUCGUCUGGCUACCUGCUACGAUCCGCUAUGUCUAUGGGCUUACAUCGUAAUCCACUGCGCUUCCAGAAAAUGUCAAAAUUUUGGGCUGAAAUGCGGCGUCGUUUGUGGGCAACAAUACAAGAACUUGACCUACAGUCAUCACUGGAUGGAGGCAUGCCGCCUUCGAUUGAUUUGGAAGAAUAUGAUUGCGAUGCGCCUUCCAAUUAUGACGAUGCAGAUCUUUUUGAAAGCAUGACAGAAGAUUCAAUUCCUAAGGGGCCCAGUGUCCUCACUCGAAGCAGCUUCCAGGUCCUACUCUCCUAUUCAUUCCCCAUACGAGUCCAAAUAGCACAGCUUGUCAACCGUUUGAGGUUCAAAUUAUCGUACGAUGAAGCCUUGCGGCUGAGCGAGCAGCUGACGCAGUCAAUCCAUGAGGCGAUGUCUUUGUUUCCCACUGAGAGGUCAACUGGAAACAUAUCUGGGGUUCGGAAUCCUGCAUUUACCAAAUCAUACUUCGAUUUCAUUAUGCGGAGAAACUUGCUUGUUCUCCAUCGGCCCUUUUUCUUGAGCAUUAUGAGAACUCCAAAAUUCGCCUAUUCGCGAAAGGUUUGUCUCGAUUCUGCGCUGGAGAUUCUCUCCCAGCUAGAACUUCCGCUUCAGGAUCUUCCCGAGGCUAAGCCGAAUCCUCAUCUUGGGAGUCUGACGGGUGGGAUGUUCCGCGAGGAGCUAUUUCAUUCAGCUAUGAUGGUGUGUGUUGAACUUUCGCUGCAGGCUGAUGAGCAGAGGCAGUCUAGGUCCUUGUUCCCAGGCCAAAGUAGCGUCUUGAGCUCGCUCAAUGAAAUAGUGGAAUCGCAGCAAACUAUCAUGCUACAUGCUGUUGAAGCUGCAAUCAAUGUCUUUGGUACUCGAAUUGUAUUCGGAGGAAAGGGGUCCAAACAUUAUCUGUUUUUGACACUGGUGCUCGCAUCGGUGAAAGCGCGGUUAAAAGGGGAAGACCCAUAUGAAUCCAUCGAACGAUCUGCGAACAAGGCCAUCAAGGACUGCCGAUUGUUAAUGAGGGGGGUACCUUGGAGUGAAGUUCGAGGGCAAAAUGAAAAUACCCCAGACCUGGUACCGGCCCCUAAGUCCAUAUCAAAAACGACACUUUUGCUAAUCUCGGCACCCCAGAUGGACGACUCUGCCACGAAGCUCGAUGCUAAUAACGAAUCCCUUGAUAUUCCUUUUGACCCGAGCUGUUUAGUCUCAACCUCUAUGAGUGAUGUCCCAGUAUGUCCAAGUCAUUCCAUCCUGUUAACCAAAGAGGCUAACCUCUAA
Molecule: messenger RNA, 2430 nt
Organism: Aspergillus clavatus NRRL 1
Lineage: Eukaryota; Fungi; Ascomycota; Eurotiomycetes; Eurotiales; Aspergillaceae
Product: putative C6 transcription factor
Exons: 2
Coding region: 1-2430 (809 amino acids)
Biological process (GO): regulation of transcription by RNA polymerase II; DNA-templated transcription
Cellular component (GO): nucleus
Molecular function (GO): DNA-binding transcription activator activity, RNA polymerase II-specific; zinc ion binding; RNA polymerase II cis-regulatory region sequence-specific DNA binding
Source: RefSeq, a predicted model, not a curated record